This is a messenger RNA of Grammomys surdaster, 2601 nucleotides long. RefSeq names its product lymphatic vessel endothelial hyaluronan receptor 1 (gene Lyve1). Gene Ontology annotation, cellular component: plasma membrane. The transcript has 6 exons. Gene Ontology annotation, biological process: cell adhesion. Bases 22 to 1038 code for a protein of 338 amino acids. Gene Ontology annotation, molecular function: transmembrane signaling receptor activity; hyaluronic acid binding. The record is from RefSeq and is a predicted model, not a curated record. NCBI's taxonomy places the organism in Eukaryota, Metazoa, Chordata, Mammalia, Rodentia, Muridae.
CAGAACUCUCCAUCCAGCUUGAUGAUUGAGCAUCUGUCUCCCUUACUGUGGGGUGGCCAGCGACAGUGCUCCAGAGGGACCUGCACAAUGCUCGAGCAUUUUAGCCUGGUGUUACUCCUUGCCUCUAUUUGGACCACUAGGCAUCCAGUCCAAGGUGCCAUCAAAGUGCAAGACCUUUCCAUUUCUACAUGCAGAAUCAUGGGCGUCGCACUUGUGGGCAGAAACGCACAGAUGAAUUUCACAGAAGCCAAGGAGGCCUGUAAGAUGCUGGGACUGACUCUGGCCAGCAGGGACCAGGUGGAAUCAGCGCAGAAAUCUGGCUUCGAGACUUGCAGCUACGGAUGGGUUGGAGAACGGGUCUCAGUCAUCCCUCGGAUUUUCCCAAACCCCAAGUGUGGGAAGAAUGGCAAAGGUGUCCUGAUUUGGAACGCUUCUCCCAGCCAAAAGUUCAAAGCCUAUUGCCACAACUCAUCUGACACCUGGGUCAACUCCUGUGUUCCAGAAAUCAUGACCACAUUCGAUCCCAUGUUCGACACUCAAACACCCGCAACAGAGAUUUCUGUCAGCAGCAGCACCUACUUGGCUUCAUCCCCAGACUCCACAACGUCUACUUCUGCCACCACCCGGGCUCCACCUUUAACCUCCAUGGCACGGAAGACAAAAAUGAUUUGUAUCACGGAAGUUUAUACAGAACCUGUCACCAUGGAUACAGAAACAGAAGCAUCUGUUGAAAGUGGAGCAGCAUUCAAGAAUGAAGAAGCUGGGUUUGGAGGUGUCCCCACAGCCCUGCUGGUGCUGGCUCUCCUCUUCUUUGGUGCUGCAGCUGUGCUGGCAGUUUGCUACGUGAAAAGGUAUGUGAAGGCCUUCCCUUUCACAAACAAGAAUCAACAGAAGGAAAUGAUUGAAACCAAGGUUGUAAAGGAAGAGAAGGCUGAUGACGUCAAUGCUAAUGAAGAAUCAAAGAAAACGGUUAAAAACCCAGAGGAGCCGAAGAGUCCAUCCAAAACUACGGUGCGAUGCUUAGAAGCUGAAGUUUAGGUUCGUGAGAGUGGAGAAGGUACAGCUGAGGCAAGUUUCACACCCCGGAACCAAAGAAGCAAGCCACUGUUGGUUCCUGCAGAAAAAGACUGCAGAGUUCACCAGAAGGAACCCUCUCCUUACUGCAGUCUUCUCCGGAAUCUACCCUCUGGCCUCCAACCUUUCCACAGCCUCCCUAGCCCAUCGGUGUCUCACAGCAGACCAGAGAGCGGAGGUUUCAAAGCACCAGCUCCUAAAACAGCUGCUCAGCUCACACUCAGUGACAGGCAUCCAGGCUGCCUGAUCCCAGAUGAAGGCCAGAGUCCCUGAGACAUGGCCAGCCCCAUAGUUCAAAAUCUUCUCACAGGGAGACGCACCAUCUGGUCAUGUUCUUUGGAACCAGGCACACAUAAAAUAAGGAAAGGAAAACAACAGAAGACCAUAGAGAGCCUAGUGACUUGACACCUAAUCUCUGGAAAGCCAAAAUAAACAGAGCGUGAGAUGGGAGCUGGGGGCAUCGAUAGCAGCCUUGUUGGCAGAGACUGUCGAUACAGGCUGGGGCCGGGAAGCCUCUCAGUUAAUGGACCUGCAUCACUUUUAAAAACACAGACACGCUUUCUUUUCUCUUUGAUGUUGCUGAUGUUCGCUAGAGACAAAUACACUUUUAUAAGAAACCUAAAAACACGAGCGGCCAGGAGCUGGCUCAGUGGUAAAGCACUUGCCUGGCACGUACAAACAAGGCUUCCAGUCCAAUCCCCAGAUUCCACCCACGCUCACAUACACACAUAGAAGAAACAAACAAAAAUAUGCAUUUCCAUUUUUACUUGAAUUACAGGACCCAUUGCUGAGAAAACAACUAUGUUAAAAGGUAAAAAAAGAAAAGUACAAAAAAAUGUUGUCAGAUAAUCUACUAUAAGCUGAGAACACUUUAUCUGAAAUGCUUGGUACCAACAGUGUUACAAAUUUCAGAUUAUGCUUGAAGUCUGGGAUACUUUCACAUACAUACUGAUAUUUUAGUGAGACUUGGUCUGAAAAUGAAGUUUACUUAUGUUUCAUGCAUACCUUUUACACUUAGCCUAAUUUCAUACUAAAAUUUAAAAAUAACUUUCCACAUGAGAUAAAGUUUCACGGUGUGGCAUUUUCCUCCUGGGGGCCAUCAUAUUGACACACAAACAGUUUCAGGCUUGGUAAAAGUUUAGUUUUCAGAUUUUUGGGUUAAAGCUGCAAGGAGCUACGUAAGGCACGGCAUUCCAUAACUGAUAUUACUCAAUGCAGACUCAUGUACAGUGGAGUGUGAUCUGAAGCUAAUAUUUUUCCAGCUUUGAUAUCUCUAGCUUAUCUACUUCUGAACUAAUUUUUUGUUGCUGAGACUAAUCCAUUUAUUUUCUCUAAUACAGCAACGAUUUCAACCUUAAUUUAUUAUUAAUGUAUUUGAAAGUGUAUUAAUACCUCUAUGUACCAACAUAUACACUUUGUGUGCCUUUAACAAACGCAUUAUCAGCUCUCACUUUUUUUUCCAGCAAGAAGAACCUGAGAGGAAAAGGAAUAUUUGUGCCCCAAACAAAUAAAGCAUUUAGAAACUUC